CCCUAAAUGACUCACCCCUAUGGGGGCACCACGCCUCCUUUCCCUCCCAUCCAAUUUCUUCUGAGAGAAUGUGCAGAUAUUUGAAUAAACUGUUCUUUUGGGGCUUUUUUUCUUCUCUCAUAUGUAAGGCCCAUUUGCCAUUUUGAAGCCUGCAUCUCCAAACCAAAACGUGAUGUGGAGAAAGAGUUUUCUUACGUUCCUUUUCUCUCUUUCAGUACAAAAAGCUGCCCUGGAUUGUGACACAAGAAUAAACAAACUCCUUUCUCCAAGUUUGGACUCAGAAGCAAAAGCGGUCAUGAGGGGUCAAAAUGUAUCGCUAAUUUGUUCCAACCAGAACAAAUCACUACAGAUCACCUAUUUUUUGUUUCGGCGUGAGAAACACCUGAGAACCCAUGAUGGAAAAGGUGAACCCAUGAUUUUUAACCUAAGCAUCUCAGAAGCCCAUGAGCUGGGCCCCUACAAAUGCAAAGCCCAAGUUUCUAACUGUUCAUUGGUCAAAUACAGUCAGGAGUUCAACUUCACAUUUGUGGGUGGAGACGGCUGUCCUUUCUGCCUGCAGCUACUGCUUCCAGGGUUAUUGCUGGUGCUAAUUGUAAUAAUCUUGAUUCUGGCAUUUUGGAUACUACCAAAGUACAAAACAAUAAAAGCUAUAAGAGAUAAAGCACCCGGAGACUAUGGAAAUACGGCCAGGGAAGUAAGAAUAUAUGCAAAUAUCUGUGAAAAUCAAGCAGGUAGGGAAUCCGUGCAAGGCUUGGAACCAAGGCAGUGUGUUCCCACAGCCCAAGAUGGAACUGGAUGCUCCCAGGAGAUACACUAUGCUACCCCUGUGUUCCAGGAGGUGGCACCAAGAGUUCAUGAAGCCUGUAGUGAUUGUAAAACUGGAUAUAUCUAUUCAGAACUCAUCUUCUGAAAUUUAAAAAAGAUACAAGCUACAUCUCAGAGUUUUCUCACUAUCUGGAGCCAGACAGCUACCUGCCACUGCUGCCUCUGCCACCACAGCCUCAGGCCCGACACGGAACAUGGAGCUCCACUGCUGCAGACACCUGCUUCUCAGCGACCGUCACCACCUCCCUUCUUUCUAGAUCCCGAGCAUACGCAUCUGAUUAGAAGAUAUUCACCACCAUACAUCCCCCAGCAGUAAGAGAAUGGUAAUGCUUUUAGAUUUCCGACCCCACCAAAUGGAAGGAGGGUUAUGAUGAGGUUUAAGAGGGCCACUCAAAAUAUCUUCUACAUGCGCCAAAAUUUCAAUCAAGACUAAGGGUGAAAUAAAGACAUUUUAGGACAAAGACAGAGAAAGAGGUUUUUCCAACUGUGUUCUCACUGAAGAACUACAUGAUGUACUUGAGGAAGAAAAGUGAACACAGAUAAAGGGUGUAGGAUUUAAGAAGCAUAUAGAAAACAUAAAUGACAGAAGGCGGGGGCGAGGGACAGGGAUGUAUAUGUAAGGUUUGGAAACAUUAUAAAGCUACCAUGAUGUUUAAAGUGUGGUAUUGGCAUAUGGCUGAACAAGUAGAACAAUGGAACGGGACCGAAAGUCUAGCUAUAAAUCUAAACACACGUGCGAAUUCAGUGAAUGAAAAAUAUGGCAUUUUAAAUCAGUGGCGAAAAGAUGGAUCAUUCAAUAUAGUGUAAAAACUUUAGAAUCACAUUUAAGAAAAGGUGGAUCCCCUACACUUCAUUCUCUGCAACGAAAUAAAGUCAAAUAGGUCAAAUGUUAAAAUACCUAAAAAUAAAGCCAUAGAAGUGCUAGAAGAAAACAGGAGGAAUUUAAAAAUAAUCUUUAAGAGGGGAAGGCUUUUCUAGGUAUGACUCACAAUUCAGAAGAUAUAAAGAACUGCUAAAUUUAAUUAGAUGACUCAUUUUAAAAUUACAUUUAAAAAUCAUAAGCUAAGCCGAAAGAAUAAAUAGGGGAAAUACUUUGAACCCACAUCUCAGAAAAAAUUUGAAGUUUCAUAAUAUAUAAUGAGCUCUUACAAACUA
Molecule: messenger RNA, 1980 nt
Organism: Callorhinus ursinus (northern fur seal)
Lineage: Eukaryota; Metazoa; Chordata; Mammalia; Carnivora; Otariidae
Gene: MILR1
Product: mast cell immunoglobulin like receptor 1
Source: RefSeq, a predicted model, not a curated record